Molecule: messenger RNA, 1727 nt
Organism: Cyprinodon variegatus (sheepshead minnow)
Lineage: Eukaryota; Metazoa; Chordata; Actinopteri; Cyprinodontiformes; Cyprinodontidae
Gene: cacng7a
Product: voltage-dependent calcium channel gamma-7 subunit-like
Exons: 6
Coding region: 178-1269 (363 amino acids)
Biological process (GO): neurotransmitter receptor internalization; neurotransmitter receptor transport, postsynaptic endosome to lysosome; postsynaptic neurotransmitter receptor diffusion trapping
Cellular component (GO): AMPA glutamate receptor complex; postsynaptic density membrane
Molecular function (GO): voltage-gated calcium channel activity; channel regulator activity
Source: RefSeq, a predicted model, not a curated record
AGGAGGAGCAAAAGAGAGGAGGGGAGAUUUGGGGAAACACGAGUCAGAAGCAGAGUGGGUGUGAGAGCAGCAAUACUGUAGGGCAAGGGAGAGAUAAGAGGGUGGGGGGCGCAAAUUUGGUUUGGCUUCUCAGUUCGCACAUCACACUGCCUGCACCUCCAGCUCCUUAUCUGCAGGAUGAGUUCGUUCAGUACGAGAGCGCUCACACUUCUCUCGUCUGUCUUUGGAGCAAGUGGGCUGCUGCUGGUGGGCGUGGCCGUAUCAACAGACUACUGGCUGCUGAUGGAGGAAGGAAUCGUUCUGCAGCAGAACCAAACCAUGGAGGUCAAAAUGGCGCUUCAUUCUGGCCUGUGGAGAGUCUGUUUUGUCGCAGGACCUGAGAAAGGCAGAUGUGUGGCAUCAGAAUAUUUUACUGAACCAGAAAUAGAGAUCACGACAGAAAACACAGCCAACAUACUAAAAAUGGUCCGAACUGCUACUCCGUUCCCCAUGGUCUCAUUGCUCUUCGUCUUCACCGCCUUUGUCAUCAGCAACAUUGGGCACAUCCGGCCACAGCGAACCAUUCUGGCCUUCGUUUCCGGGAUCUUCUUUAUACUAUCAGGUCUCAGUCUGGUGGUGGGUUUGGUUUUAUACAUUUCAAGCAUUAAUGAUGAAGUGAUGAACCGACCAAGAGAGGCAGAGCAGUUCUUUCACUACCACUAUGGCUGGUCCUUUGCUUUUGCUGCUUCAUCCUUUCUACUUAAAGAGGGUGCAGGAGUGAUGUCUGUCUACCUCUUUAUGAAGCGUUACGCAGAGGAGGAGCUCUACCGCCCCCACCCUGCGCUCUACCGCCCCCGCAUGUCUGAUUGCAGCGACUACAGUGGCCAGUACCUUCAUCCAGACUCCUGGGCUCCACCGCAGCGGGGCCGAAGUCCCUCUGAUGUGUCUUCUGAUAUCUCCAUCCAGCUCAACCAAACCCCACCACAGCAGCAAACUCUAACACGAGGCAGUAGCUCCCAGGCAACACCUUCUUCAUCUGGGCCUUCAUCGGCUGCCAGCUACCAGCUUCAUCCUGCGUCUUCCUCCUCUACUUCCUCCUCAUAUCCACACCACCUUCACCCAGGUGCCACCUCUACCCUAUCCAGGGUGCCACAUGCUCUCGCCCACUCCCAGUCCCAUUCCCAUCCGAGUGGGCCCCCACCUCAGUCCCUGCCCAUGGUAGCACCUCCCUCUGCCGUGCCUCCUCCACACUACCACACACACACACGAAUGAGUGCCUCCCCGUGCUAAGCUAAGGGAGCAUGGAAGGGACGGGGUGGGGGGUGAUUGAAAAUACAGCUGGGUAAGGGGGAGUAAGUUGCCUGUUCUCCAUGUGCUCUUAAAGCUCACACCAGAUGCACACAGACAUUAAUCCUGUACCCUUAAGGUGUGUGGGAGGAUGGAUACAACGGAGUAGCCGAAAGAAGGAGGUUCAAGGAGCUGAAAACAAAGAGGGGAGAGGAGGAAAGAGGAGAAGCAGGUGGGCGAAGGGAUGACUCACCAUAAUGCUGAGCCCAAGAUGAAGACAGACACUUGACAAAAUUUUGACACGCUGGGAGGAAACGUACAACUGGAGGAGUGAGGAAUACGAUGAUAAGUAGCAACAAAGCCACUUGUGGGGUUUUCUCAAGAUCAUUAAGGCCAUGAUACAAAGGCAACUCUGAGAAGCUGAAAAAGAAUUUACACAAUGCUGUUUUAUGUGAAAACAA